Telopea speciosissima is the source of this 1661-nucleotide messenger RNA. Its product is annotated as vacuolar protein sorting-associated protein 36. NCBI's taxonomy places the organism in Eukaryota, Viridiplantae, Streptophyta, Magnoliopsida, Proteales, Proteaceae. The transcript has 9 exons. Gene Ontology annotation, molecular function: ubiquitin binding; phosphatidylinositol-3-phosphate binding. Gene Ontology annotation, biological process: protein transport to vacuole involved in ubiquitin-dependent protein catabolic process via the multivesicular body sorting pathway. The record is from RefSeq and is a predicted model, not a curated record. Bases 121 to 1443 code for a protein of 440 amino acids. Gene Ontology annotation, cellular component: ESCRT II complex; late endosome membrane.
UGUAGUUUUGUGCAUUAACUCGAUCCAUUCUCUGCUUUUUCUUUCAAAUUCCCCGCGAAAACCACCACCUGCAAAUCCCUGCGACCAGGUUAUGAAUCAGUAGGCUUUUCAGGCGAUUCCAUGGCCGCCAGGAAAUGGCUUCUAUCAGCGGAACUCACCGGCAGCGGCCGACCAGUUCUCCUAUCAGGCGAAGUCGAACGUUCAACACUCUCUUCCGUCGACCUCGAAUGCGAAGAAAAUCCCAAUUUCCCUCAAUUCAAGUCCGGUAUUUUGAUUCUGACCACACAUCGGAUCCUUUGGAUUGAUGAAACCAAUAAGGAAGGUGCAGCAUCGAUCCCUCUUGGUGCUGUUACUCACAUAUUUUCACUCAAGAAAUCGAUCAAAUCCAUGUUUGGUAAACCUAAGGUUCGGUUUCAGGUAACUGCCUCGGCUGAUGGGCGAGUCGAUGAGAAAGGAUCGACAUCAAUAGUGAUCACGCUUGUUUUGAGAGGGAAAUCGGAUCCUGAAUCGUUCUACAGUCGGUUUGGGGAGGUUUGGAAGUCGAAAUCAUGGGAGGUUGUGAAUGUAUCGGGAGAUUCUGAAUUGAGGCUUGACAGGAGUGGGGGUUCUAUGGAAGGAUCUAGUGUAGUGAGGAUGCCGGUUGUUGGUAUUUCGGGGAUUCUUAGGAAGGAGCAGGAAAUUUGGGAGAGUACUGAUAAGAGCUUGCAGGAUGCUUUUCAGGAUUUAAAUGCUCUCAUGAGUAAGGCCAAAGAGAUGGUGAUGCUAGCAGAGAAAAUGAGGCUGAAGCUCUUAUCUGGCUCAACUAGCCAGGCAAAUGCAGCUAAUGAUGAAGAAACGGGUUCCAAGCAAGAUAUGCAAGAUUGGUUGUUGAGUGUUGGUAUUGUGUCCCCAGUUACAAAAGAGUCUGCUGGUGCUCUAUAUCAUCAACAGCUGUCACGUCAGUUGGCAGAUUUUGUCAAGUUACCCUUGGAAAGAGCUGGAGGGAUGAUUGCUCUAAUAGAUGUCUACUGUCUCUUCAAUCGUGCUCGAGGAACAGAAUUGAUUUCACCGGAAGACUUGUUACAAGCCUGUGCUCUUUGGGAGAAAUUUGAUGUUUCAGUGAUCCUUAGAAAGUUUGAGAGUGGAGUCAUGGUCAUCCAGAAUAAGUCCCACAGUGAUAAAGAGGUUUUUGCUAGAAUCAAGUCUCUUGUUCUAAAACCCAAUGCCCUCUGGACUGGCAUAAGUCCAAGUGAUGCUGCAAUUACACUAGGCAUUGCUCCAGCACUAGCCAAGGAGCAUUUGCUAACUGCUGAGAGCCAAGGUCUACUAUGCCGAGACAUCAGCCCUGAGGGCUUUCGCUUUUUCAUUAAUGUGUUCAAGGAUAUUGAUCCAAAUAAUAUGCAUUUGGUAAAAAAUCAUGGGAUGUAUAGCACUUGGGUAUCCGCCACUCCUGCUCCUGGGUAAGCAUUUUCAAGCCAUAACCUCAAGAUUGCAUGUCAAGCAUGAAACAGUGAAGUUACAGAAUGACUUUUGAGACUUUCUAAUCUCCAGUUGUUGACCUAGUUUUGGAAACCAUUUUUCUUUUAUUGUGAUGGAAAGCCAAUUUUUAUGUGGUAUAUCACAAUUUUGUUUUAUCCUUAAUGUAAACUAAAUUGAGUUGUAUAUUACAAAAUGGUGCAAAC